Molecule: messenger RNA, 2649 nt
Organism: Capsella rubella
Lineage: Eukaryota; Viridiplantae; Streptophyta; Magnoliopsida; Brassicales; Brassicaceae
Product: receptor-like serine/threonine-protein kinase SD1-8
Exons: 8
Coding region: 1-2505 (834 amino acids)
Biological process (GO): recognition of pollen; protein phosphorylation
Molecular function (GO): protein serine/threonine kinase activity; ATP binding
Source: RefSeq, a predicted model, not a curated record
AUGUAUUUGGCUUUUAGUUUGAUGUUAUCUGUAUUGCUAAAGUCGACUACAUCAGAAAUUUUUCAAUCUAAUCACUUCCUUUCACCGACAACCAUCAGAACAAUUGUGUCUCCGGGUCAAAUUUUCGAGCUAGGUUUUUUCACCGGCGACGGCGCUCAUUGGUAUCUGAGAAUUUGGUACAAGGAUGUCCCUAAAAAGGACUACGUGUGGGUUGCGAACAGAGACAAUGCUUUGUCCGACCCCGUUGGUAGCUUGAAAAUAACAGACUCCAACCUCGACAUCCGAGAUCAAUUUGAUAAACUGAUCUGGUCGACAAAUCUUCCAAGGAGAAAAACAAAUGAUCCUGUUGUGGCAGAGCUUUUAGAUAAUGGGAAUCUUGUACUGAGAUGCAAUAGAAGAAACUCCUCAAAUCAUCUUUUAUGGCAGAGCUUUGAUUUCCCGACAGAUACAUUGCUCCCGGAGAUGAAACUUGGCUGGACAAAGCGAAGCGGCAAAAACAAGAUAUUGAGAUCAUGGGCAAGUGACCGUGAUCCAUCAAGUGGGAGUUUCACCUACGAGAUCGAAACUGUUGGAGGCGCUUUGCCACAAAGAGUGAUAAAGGAAGGAGGCAGAACAUUAGUAUCCCGUGUGGACUCCUGGAAUGGUAUUGGGUCCGUUGGUCUACCCGCAACUCAUGUAACAGGAAAAAUCCAAUUUGAUUUUAUCAUGACGGAUGAGGAAAUCUCUUACUCCUUCAGACUCACCACGAAAAAUCUACAUUCGAAACUACAAAUGACCCAUACGGGGAGAUUGGAGAGGGUGGCAAGAUCUCCGAGAGAAGACGAGUGGGUGGCUUAUUGGAUAACUCCGACGGAUAGGUGCGACGAAUAUUCGGCUUGUGGACCUUACGGUCUGUGCAACAUUAACACAUCACCAAUAUGCUCGUGCAUCCAAGGUUUUAGUCAAAGGAACAAGGAGGCAUGGACGGGGAUGAACUUCAAGGAUGGAUGUGUUAGGAACACGCCACUUAACAUCAAUAGUGAUGGGUUUCACCACCUGAACAAGAUGAAGCUGCCGGAUUCGAAAGCUGUAACGGUGGAAAAGGGACUCGAGUUCAAGGCAUGUAAAAAGAAAUGUGUUAAAGAUUACAAUUGUACAGCUUUUGCCUGUGUCGAUAUGUGGAAUGGCGCUGGGUUGACUUGUCUGAUAUGGUCUGGAGAGCUAUUUGAUUCAAGAAUAUUUUCCUCCCACGGUCAAGAUCUCCACGUCAGAUUGGCCAAGACUGAUCUCGGGGAUGACAGAAGCAUAAGUAUAAAAACAAUCAUUGGCUUGGUUUUUGGAGUUGCGGCUGGUGUGAUCACUUUCUGCUUUGUCACGUUCCGUUUUUGGAAAAGAAGGCAGAAACGAUCAAGGGAGAUUGCAGUGGAAACAAAUAUUGAGGUAAUACCAAGCAGAAGAUACUUGUCUCCAUUAGACAAUGAAGAUCUGCUGGCAAGGAUGGACUUCAAAACCAUCGCCUAUGCGACCAGAGAUUUUUCUACCGUACUUGGACAAGGCGGUUUCGGUUUUGUUUACAAGGGGACACUACAAGAUGGCACUUUAGUAGCAGUUAAACGACUUUCAGAUAUGUCAGUUCAAGGGACAACGGAGUUCAAGACCGAGGUGGAGUUGAUUGCGAAGCUUCAACAUAUCAACUUAGUCCGCCUUCUCGGGUUUUGUGAUGACAACGGCGAAAAGAUUUUAAUAUAUGAAUAUUUAGAAAAUCAAAGCCUUGAUGUCUACAUAUUCGGCAAUACUACUGAGAGCCGUAAGCUAAAUUGGCAGCAACGAUUUGCGAUUGCUAAAGGGAUUGCUCAAGGUAUCCAAUACAUUCACCAAGAAUCACGCUUUAGGAUCAUCCACAGAGACAUCAAAGCGAGCAAUGUUUUGCUUGACAGAGAUAUGAUUCCGAAAAUCUCCGAUUUCGGGCUGGCUAGGAUCACUCGAAAUGAGACUGAUCAAGAUAACACACGGAGGGUAGUUGGAAGUUUUGGCUACAUGGCCCCGGAAUAUCAAACAAACGGAUCAUUUUCAGUAAAGUCGGAUGUGUUCAGUUUUGGUGUAUUACUCCUUGAGAUUAUAUGUGGCAAAAGGAAUAGGGGGUUUAGUAACUUAGAAGGUGACACCAGUCUUCUCAGCUGCGUAUGGAGAAACUGGGAAGAAGAAGAUUGGUUAAAAACGGUUGAUCCGCUUGUUGUAGAUCAAUUAUCAUCAUCAUCAUCACCAUCAACGUCACAAGAAGUUCAUAGAUGCCUUCAAAUAGGUCUCUUGUGCGUUCAAGAACAUGCAGCGGACAGACCAUUGAUGUCAUACGUCGUGAUGAUGCUCGGAAGCGAAGCACCGGUUCCUCAGCCUAAACCGUCCGGUUAUUGUUUUCACUGCGUUGGCAAAAGGUCACUUGAGAGUGGUUCUUCGUCAAGUACACAGCCAACCCAAGAUUCUUGGACAGUGAACCAGAUUACCGCUUCGGUCAUAGACCCUCGGUAAUGCAAGUACCAAAGAACGGAGGUGAUCGAUCGUAUGCGAUGGCAGUACAAUUGGAGAUAGCCGAAACAAAGAGUUGCAAAAGACAUACCAAACACUAAACGUUUAAUUAAACUAUUAGUUCGCGACCAAGUUGUGUGUUGGUUG